GCAGUCGUUCUCAGCAUUCUUGAGAGUUGAGACAUUUCGACAGACUCCAGCAGUACUUGUGUAGGGUAGAAAAGGCUAUUGGGUUUAUGAGCGUUGAAAGUGAAGGAAUUUGGAAGAACCUGAUCUAUUUGGCUCACAAAGAUAGAGCUUUUUAAUCUCUGAUAUCAACAUUUGAACUUGGUAUCGAAUUGUUAUUAUAUCGAGACAAGGAAUUCGAGAUUGUAUUCUUACAGUGCUUCGGAAUUUCUUGCUUGUAUACCCGCAGAAUCCUAAUCACGAAACGACUAGCUUAAUACAAGAACAAACAAACACUUUCGUUAUGGAGGGAAUGGAAGUGGAAACAUCUUUGGAUGUCUUAUCAAGAGCAGCUUCGCUUGUUGAAACAGAAACAGAGACUGAGAUUAUAAAAGCACGGCCUGUAGAGAGUUUCGAUACCAAAAUCGAGCGUGGUAUGGAAGGCACAUUUAUUCCAAAGCCAAAUACUCUUCUAUCGCAAGCAAUGGAAUUCAAAGAACAAACACAAUCGAUGGAGGUGGAAGAAGAGCCUAAUAAAGAUCAGGUCGUUUAUCGGCGAAGAAAAAUGAAAUGUACCAGCACCCAAACUCUUACUGAUGAACAACCAUCUUAUCCUCCCAGACCAAUGUCUGGGCCACCACCAUUGUUAUGUGUCUCACCAAGAAGCAGCUUUUAUGAAGAGAUCCGCCCUCAGCAGAGACCAUCUGUAAUAACCUCGGCACAUCUUCAGCGCAGACCGCAUACCAUUGUUGGUGUACCUGUUGGUUUUAAUGUCCCUGAUCUUCAAACACCUCAUCGAAAGGAAGUUAAAUCAUUACCUAUUACAUCAGGAAAUGCAGACCCAGUUGUUGAUGAACAUUUUCGGAGAAGUCUUGGUGCAGAAUAUGCAGACUUCACUCCACCUUCUGGUUCUGAAGUUGAUGACCAUUUUGCCUUGUCAUUGGGUGAUGCAUGGUAUAAGCUGAAUAUCAAUCAGUAAAUUCAUUUGUGGUUGACAUGUCCAAAAGAGGUAGAGCCAUGCAUUGUUAAAUUGCUAGCCCUAUGAAUAGGUGUGACUAACUUUGUUUAUCCACAGCAAAGUAUUGAAAAUCCCAAGGAAAACAAACCAUAUGUUUGACUUG
Molecule: messenger RNA, 1136 nt
Organism: Dendronephthya gigantea
Lineage: Eukaryota; Metazoa; Cnidaria; Anthozoa; Malacalcyonacea; Nephtheidae
Exons: 3
Coding region: 320-994 (224 amino acids)
Biological process (GO): negative regulation of DNA-templated transcription
Molecular function (GO): transcription coactivator binding
Source: RefSeq, a predicted model, not a curated record